Messenger RNA from Cotesia glomerata, 1092 nucleotides. RefSeq names its product single-strand selective monofunctional uracil DNA glycosylase (gene Smug). The transcript is spliced from 3 exons. Gene Ontology annotation, molecular function: single-strand selective uracil DNA N-glycosylase activity; oxidized pyrimidine nucleobase lesion DNA N-glycosylase activity. Bases 136 to 1092 code for a protein of 318 amino acids. Lineage: Eukaryota; Metazoa; Arthropoda; Insecta; Hymenoptera; Braconidae. The record is from RefSeq and is a predicted model, not a curated record. Gene Ontology annotation, biological process: base-excision repair.
AAGGAUAUUAUAUUUAAUAUUUUAUAAUUGUCAAUUGAAGAUACUUUCAAGAUCAACUAUUUUUUUUUUUUUUUUUCAGUGAUUGAUAAUUUAAAUAAUUAUUUUUAAUAAUUUACUGAUAUAAAGUGCAGUGAAAUGUACGAAUCAGCAUCUGCAAAACGAUUUAAGAGUAAUAAUAAUAGCAAUAAUAAUAACAAUAAUCAAUUGCCAUUAGAUUUUAGUUUAAAAUCCUUGUCAAAGUCAGAACCCGAAGUUUCUGAAGUUUCUGAGCGUCUAAACUAUGACAGCCAGCAAGAAGAUGACCUAGUAGACGAUAACAACGUGUUCGCGUCGGCGAACAUCGCCAACAAACUACUAGCUCUGGAGUAUGAGCUGACCAAGAGGAUAGAGCUGAUAUCUUUCGACCCACCUGUCGAGUACGUUUACAGCCCGAUAGACUACGCAAUUUCAGUCCACGCGAAUUUCCUCCAGAAGUACUGUCACACGACCAAGAAAAUUCUGUUCCUGGCGAUGAAUCCCGGCCCGUGGGGAAUGUCGCAGACUGGUAUUCCUUUUGGAGAAAUAAACGCGGUAGUGAACUGGCUCAAGCUGUCGGGGCUGAUAGAGAAACCGUUGAAGGAGCAGCCGAACAGAAAAGUCACAGGAUUUGCUUGCCAUCGGAGUGAAAUAAGUGGCAGGAGGUUCUGGAAUUUGUUCAAGAGUAUUUGCGGUAGUCCGGAUAAUUUUUUUCAGUACUCGUUUCUGAGGAACUAUUGUCCAGUGGCUCUGAUGGAUUCUGCUGGUCGGAAUAUUUCUCCUGCUGAGUUAAAGGGCUCGAAAUUGAAGGAGUUGAGAGAUAUUUGUGAUUUGACGCUACUGGCAGUUUUGAAACUUUUGGAAGUUGAAAAAAUUGUAGGGAUUGGAAGAUUUGCCGAACAAAGAGCCAAGAAUAUUGUUAAAACUGCUGGUUUACCGAUUAGAAUUUUUUGGAUGCCUCACCCAAGUCCUAGAUCCACUGCCAACGAAAAUUGGAGCGAUAAAGCACUUAAAACUUUAAACGAGUUAGAUUUACUUAAAUAUUUUGUAAAGUCUGACGACGAGAACUUGAACUGA